AAUCAAAUUAGAAUUCCAGAAGCGGAAGUUUCCAUAAAAGAAAAUAAAAAGGAAGAGAAAACCAAACCCUCUCAUCUUUCUGCCACCCUCACCUGCUCCGCCUCCUUAACACCGUCCAAUUCCUCCGUUUCAGUGGUCCAGUGCGUCGGCCGCCGUCGCCUCCGCCAGUCUGUGUGGAAGUGAAUCGAAGAAAAGUAAAGAAGAAGAAAAACUCCUGGUUCAGAUUUCGGUACUUUCGCGAUAAGAUAAGUGGAACAGAGUAAAACGGUACACCGCGCCGCACUUUAUCCGGCCACCUUCUUUUAUUUCUGAUCGCGCUAUGGCUCUUGUUUCAAACACUGGUUCGAUUCACCGGAUUGGUGCUGGAACUGUACGGUGCAGAGGAGGAAGUAUGGCUUUCAACUUGCCGACUCAUAUGGAGUCGUUGAAGAUGAAGGACAAUCCUAUUGGUUCGUCUUCUCUAUCGUGUAGCUCUGGUAAUAUUACGCAUGGUUUGCAUGUAGAUAGAGUGAGGAUGGCGUCGAAGCUCGGAGGCAGGAUGAUUGUUGCUGCGAGUCCUCCGACUGAGGACGCUACAGUGGCUACUGAACCGUUGACAAAAGAGGAUCUCGUGGCUUAUCUAGCUUCUGGAUGCAAGCCGAAGGAAAAAUGGAGAAUUGGUACAGAACAUGAGAAGUUUGGUUUUGAGGUUGGAACUUUACGUCCCAUGAAGUAUGACCAAAUAGCUGGGUUGCUUAAUGGGAUUGCCGAGAGGUUUGACUGGGAAAAAAUAAUGGAGGGUGACAACAUCAUAGGGCUCCAGCAGGGAAAGCAAAGUAUUUCACUGGAGCCUGGUGGUCAAUUUGAACUCAGUGGUGCCCCUCUUGAAACUUUGCAUCAAACCUGUGCUGAAGUUAAUUCACAUCUUUACCAGGUGAAAGCUGUUGCUGAGGAAAUGGGUAUUGGAUUUUUAGGAAUCGGAUUCCAGCCUAAAUGGAGACGGGAGGAUAUACCUAUAAUGCCCAAGGGACGAUACGAGAUAAUGAGGAAUUACAUGCCCAAAGUUGGUUCACUUGGACUGGAUAUGAUGUUUAGGACAUGCACUGUGCAGGUUAAUCUAGAUUUUGAUUCAGAAGCUGACAUGAUCAAAAAGUUUCGAGUGGGUCUUGCUUUACAACCUAUAGCAACUGCUCUCUUUGCCAAUUCACCAUUUACCGAAGGAAAGCCAAAUGGUUAUUUGAGCAUGAGAAGCCAGAUUUGGACCGACACUGAUAAUAACCGCUCUGGCAUGCUUCCAUUUGUUUUUGAUGACUCCUUUGGAUUUGAGAAGUAUGUUGAUUAUGCUCUUGAUGUUCCAAUGUAUUUCGUAUAUCGGAAUAAGAAGUAUAUUGACUGUUCUGGAAUGUCCUUCAGGGACUUUAUGGCAGGAAAGCUCGCUCCAGUUCUUGGACAGUUUCCUACCCUUACUGAUUGGGAAAAUCAUUUGACUACGAUAUUUCCAGAGGUCAGACUGAAGAGAUAUUUGGAGAUGAGAGGUAGUGAUGGAGGCCCUUGGAGGAGAUUAUGUGCUCUGCCAGCAUUUUGGGUUGGUUUAUUAUAUGACGAAGUUUCCCUGCAAAAUAUUUUAGACAUAACAGCUGAUUGGACAUCCGAAGAAAGACAGAUGUUGAGGAAUAAGGUUCCAAAAACCGGUCUCAAUACUCCAUUUCGUGAUGGGUUGGUGAAGCACAUUGCUCAAGAUAUUGUUAAGAUAGCAAAGGAUGGCUUAGAGAGAAGAGGCUUCAAGGAGUCUGGCUUCUUGAAUGAGGUGACUGAAGUAGCUAGAACAGGCGUGACACCAGCUGAAAAGCUGUUGGAAUUGUACAAUGGGAAAUGGGGACACAAUGUCGAUCCAGUUUUCGAGGAGCUUCUAUAUUGAGCUCUGCAUCUCUUCUACUGUAACCUUGCCAAUGGAACACUGGUAGGCUGUGCUGUUAUAAUGUGUUAAGUCUCCCCCCCUAGUUUUCUGCACAUCUCAGUUUUAACAAUUCUCGUUCCUCUUUGAAUAAUUGAAAUUGAUACAUGAACAAUAACUUUGGUGGUAUUUUCAUAUAGUUUGUUGUAAUUCUAUGUUGCUGCCCUUCCUUUGAUUGUGGUAAAUUGUAACCACACCAAAAAAAAGACUAGAGGAUGUUCAUUGUAGUGAAGAAUCAGAGCUCUUAUUGAGCCAUUUUUCUGUCAUGUCAUUGACAGUAAUCAAUAAACAUUCUGUCCA
This is a messenger RNA of Cucurbita maxima (winter squash), 2233 nucleotides long. Its product is annotated as glutamate--cysteine ligase, chloroplastic-like. The record is from RefSeq and is a predicted model, not a curated record. Gene Ontology annotation, biological process: glutathione biosynthetic process; modified amino acid biosynthetic process. The coding region runs from base 320 to 1897 and encodes 525 amino acids. NCBI's taxonomy places the organism in Eukaryota, Viridiplantae, Streptophyta, Magnoliopsida, Cucurbitales, Cucurbitaceae. The transcript is spliced from 16 exons. Gene Ontology annotation, molecular function: glutamate-cysteine ligase activity.